AUGCUGGAGUCCUUGCUGAGACAGGAAAACCACCAACCUGCCAUGAAAGGACAUUUGAAGCAGUUGGCUGGAUUUUUUUCUUUACUUAGCGUCUUGCUGAUGAUCAUAAUAAUGCCCCAAGGAUGCCUUUCAUUGAUAGCCAGCUUUGAGCACAGCAUUUAUAUUCCACCAAGUCCUCUGAAUGUUCCAGAGAGGAGGGUCAUGUGUUCAGUUGCUGGUAAAUACACUGAGGCUCAUGGAGGUGAUGGGCCCUCCCCGGGCUGGCCCUCCAAGUUGGGCAGAGUGGGCUUCACCCCAGAGCCGUGGAGAGUCCCUACUUCAGACAUUCAGGAAGGGGCCCUGGUUCUGCCUCUCUUAAGACAUAGGAGCUGGGGGAAACUGGUUAAUGCACCUGCCUCCAUGCUUCUCAUCUACACAAAUAAAGGCUAUAAAGACACCCAGCUUAGGACAAAGUGA
Rangifer tarandus platyrhynchus (Svalbard reindeer) is the source of this 456-nucleotide messenger RNA. The record is from the annotation of a GenBank genome assembly. Lineage: Eukaryota; Metazoa; Chordata; Mammalia; Artiodactyla; Cervidae.